AUGAAUUUCAGUGACAUUCCCCCCAAAAGAGAGGUGAUGGGAUGGAAUCCCCAGAGUCUAGCUGACUAUAUGAGAAAGGUGAGUACCAAAAAAGGUUGAAACCUUGGAUGGAUAUACUAUGUUAUGGUUAAUUGUGUUACUUGUUUUCUUUUGAUUCUAAAGGUAGACAUUUUGCAUGAAAAAAAUUGCCAUCUAAAACAAACUGUAUGACAUGUAUGGUAUAACAAUGCCACACUGUACACGUUGCAAAAUUAGUAUUUAUUUGCUUAAUAUAAUUUCUGUUUUAACUGAACAUAUUUGAUGCAGUAUAUUUCAUAAAAUUGUAGUUAACUAAUUACCUUACUAAAUUUAUGUCACAUUUUCUUAGCUCAGCCUAUCAGGCUGUGACAAAGCAGUGAUGAAGAGCGGCAUAAGUGGAGCCCAGUUUAUGGUGAGUGCUUCUAUUUCUCCUUUAGUCUUUGAACCCUUUUUCUUACCCUUCGAUAUACUCUUUUAUACUGACAGCAAAUGACAAAGAGCGAUCUCCAAGUCUUCCCAGGCCUUUAUGUCGGGUAAGUCUGACUUAAAUCUAUUAAACUAUCAAUCAUAUACCCAUUUAAGCUGUCAAAGGGAAAAUAUCUUUAUCUUUUUUUUUUUUCUAGAGUAAUCUCUAAAAUACAAAGUGAAAUCAGCAAGGGGGAGCAUAAGAAGACCUAUGGACACAAGUAAGAGACGAAAAAAAACUACUUUACAGCUCCCACUAAAUGUUGGAUGGUAUAAAACCGCAAUGAAUAACUUUCACAUACUUUCCUCUUUCUGUAGACCAAACACACCAAAGUUUCAACAAGAGGGUAAGGCACAGGGUUGUAACAACAAAUUAUGCUUCGUGUUUCAUUUCAGAGAUCAACCUAAAUAUUAUAAAUAGAAAGUGAAAACAUUGACCCACAUGGUCAUCUUAAUAUAGACUUUUAUUCGUCUUGCACAAUCUGUGAUCAGUCAUCAGGCAGAUAUUGGCAAGAGGCGAGGAUUAAGACAAAUACUACCCACUAACAGUCGCAUCAGUCAGACAGUAAACCCACCCUGAAAAAUUUGUUUGGAGACAUGUUGUCAAAGACAGACAAGAAAGUCCAAUCUGCUGGCAAAAAAAAUUGCUGAACCCACCAAAAUGUGGCCCUGCUUAAAAAGCAGAAAACAGUUUUGAACCGAACAUUGAGUCAUUACUGAGAAAUUUUGCAGUUUUUAAUAAACACAACCAGAAGAUGAUCUAGGACACCCUCCACACAGACAGGCAGGAAAAGAGGGUUAUUGCUGAAAGUGGAGCUUUGAUUUUCAUUUGUUCUCACCAUAAACAUCCAAAUUAAAGCAAAGAAGGCUUGCAGCAGUUGUUUAUACUUAUCUUUUUCAAAUUAAACAGAAAAAAAAAAACUUUCACAAUAUUCUAAUCUCCUGAAGCACCUGUGUUGUGUCAUGAAAAAUGAGUGAUAAUAAUGUUGGUGCAUGUCUUUAUUUAAAAAUCUAUGAUUUAAGGCUAAAUGCUUCUCUAUUUUAUGCAGCAUUUGCACAGGAAGAGGAAGUCUGGGACUCAGAUGAGUUUGUAAGUCAAAACACACAUUAAAUGGUGCAAACUUCAGCUUUGAAGUAGAUUAUAAAUCACAGCUAGUUAGUUGACGUUAAGAAUAUAAAAUAAGGGCUAGAUCUAAACACUCUAAUCUCAGUUCAUUCCCACUCAUGCCACUUUGGUCAGGACAAUGAGAGUGAUCAUGAAGAUGAGGAUCCACACCAGGAGAGAAGGAGAGAUACCUUAAAGUGCGCUCCUGAGCUUCCAGACAUGGAUAACAUUGAGGAAUACAGUUCUGAUGAGUACGAGGUGCCCUCUGAAGACACAGUGCAACCACCUCAAUAUCCAAGAGCGGCUAAACAUCAAAACUGGGGUAACAACCACCUAAAUUGCAGUAUGUAAAAUAAAUGUGCAUCUGUUGCUUUCUCUUGGAUAGAAGAGAAAAAAUGGUUACAUUUUCUUUAUGCUUUCCUGACACAAUGUGGGUAUUUGUAUGUGAGUAGAUUCUGUUCCUGACCCAUCUCCUGCUGAAAGACCUCCACGUCCCAGUCCAAGAAAAGCUAAUGAUGCUUCUCGGAAACCACCAAAACAACCAGGUUGACAUCAACGACUCUGAAUCAACUAAACUAAUUUGCGUUUGGUUGUUAUAUGUUACAACUUGGGUAAUAUUUUUUUAUUCAUUUAUCAACAACAGGCCAAUCAAAUCUGCCUGUUGACCGGAGUAAGAAGCCUGGACGAUCUGGUUCAUCUGAUAAGGAUAUUAAAAAACCAAGUAGGUGCUGCUAACACAUUUGGAUUGGUUCUAACAACUUUUAGUCACAGAAUUACACAUGUCCAUUUCAUGUCCACUAGAGGGCAACCCUAUCAAGACUUUUGGCUCAUCCUUCAGGAAGGCACCCAAACCAAAACAACCAAAACCCACUGAUGUGUCAAACAGGUUAUCUAAACUGAGCAUAUUGUGAGACUAGAGAGGCAAUAACGCUGCAUAUUUAUACCAGUCAUUUAUUUAUGUUCUGAUUCAUCUUUCCCACCCAGAAGAAGUAAAGUCCCUCCAACCCCUCCAACACAGCAUGCCAAAAGGAGCAGUCCAAUACCAGAACCAAGAGAGGUAAGAAAUGAAACGGGGAAUCAAUAACGAAGUGAAAUUCUCAACUAUACUUGCUAGAUUUGCUUUGCCAGAUUGUUAAUACAAACAGCAGAUGGCGGUGUUGCACAAAAAAGCAGAACUACAGCAUUGCCCUGUGGUUGCAGGAGAGAAUACAGAAGAGUUUGUUUACCCAGAGUAGUGGUCCUUACAUGUUGUUUUUAUUCCAGUGCAUACAGGAUCUAGAUCCCAGCUGGUAUGGAGGACAGAUGACAAGAAAUCAAGCUGAAGCUGCACUCAGAGGGGUGAACAAGGUCAGAGGCUGCCUUUCAAUAUUGCACCCAUCCGGUUUACCUGCAGAAGACACACACAAACAGGACAGUGAAGCUCCUGUGACAUUUAAUUGUGUCAUGUUAAACUAAGUGUGUUUGUGUGGAUCUGUCCAUCUUUUUGUGUUUAGGAUGGGGCAUUUCUCGUAAGAAACAGCUCAACAAGCUCUGGUGAGCACCCAUACACCCUAAUGCUUCUGAGACAAAACAAGAUUUUCAAUAUUAAAAUCCGUAACCAAGACAACUACUACUCCUUGGGCACUAAGCUCAAUAACAAGGUAAGCUGAAAAUGAUGGUAUCAUUAUCCAUAAUGUUAAAAUGGGGAAAAGUCAGUCUGUGUUCAGUCAAAGUGAACUAAAAAGUUCACAUCUUGAGAUGCCUCCGGGAGCGUUUGAUGCAGACUUGUGCUGCGCUGCGUCAUUAGGUCCCUGUCAUCUUUUUGUCUGCUGCUGUGCUGUAGAGUUUCCCUGGGGUGAGGGAGAUGAUUACCCAUCACACACACACCCCACUGCUGCUCAUUGAUGCCAAAGACCAGAGCCUUGAAGCGCAUAGCGAGUGCUGUCUGCUGCACCCUGCGGGACUCUGA
Molecule: messenger RNA, 3536 nt
Organism: Xyrichtys novacula (pearly razorfish)
Lineage: Eukaryota; Metazoa; Chordata; Actinopteri; Labriformes; Labridae
Source: the annotation of a GenBank genome assembly